Molecule: messenger RNA, 1225 nt
Organism: Ictalurus punctatus (channel catfish)
Lineage: Eukaryota; Metazoa; Chordata; Actinopteri; Siluriformes; Ictaluridae
Product: zinc finger and SCAN domain-containing protein 29
Exons: 3
Coding region: 155-982 (275 amino acids)
Biological process (GO): positive regulation of DNA-templated transcription
Cellular component (GO): nuclear body
Source: RefSeq, a predicted model, not a curated record
CCACAAUAACUCUCCAAAACCCGGGGGCGGGGCCAGUAACACUUCUCGUUCCUGAUUGGCUAGACACACCGCGUCAUAUAAAGCGCGACCCCAUAAACACAAAAACAGACGCCAUUUUUUAGGGAAAACCUUUCAGAUUAGUUCUUUUUUUAAAAUGGAGAAAACGGAGCCGUGGCACAACAAGGAGACGAAGACACUAAUAGGCAUCUGGUCAGAGGAUGAAGUGCAGCGAGAGCUGGAAGGUACCGUAAGAAAUCAAAAAGUGUUUCAGAAAAUAUCCCAGCGCAUGUGGGAACUGGGUUACAACCGCAGCCCAGAUCGAUGUCGAGUCAAAAUAAAAAAGCUUAAACAAGAUUACAGAAGACUGAAGGAGUACAACAAAAGGAAUGGGACGAACCGGAAAACAAAUCAGUGGUACGACGCGCUGGACGCUGUUCUGGGACGCAGGGCGGAAAGUGUAGGCAGGAGUGUUACAGCGGAGUCCUCCUCCUCUCUGCUGGAGUCUGUGAUGAACUGUAACGGUGUGGAGGACAGAGCAGAUAGUGACGACGACGUCUUGUCAGUCUGUAUUGAUAAUGCAGAUGACAGGAACAGAACCAGGAUUAGUUCUCCAGCGCUUGCAGUAACGUUACCCCUGUCUCCAGGAUUGUCCUCUCCUGCGUCCAGCAACCUUACAGCCGAGGAACCCCGACCUACUGUGCCUCGUGUCAGAGGAAAAAGGAGACGAGGACACUCGAACCACAUCGACACUAUGAGAGAGAUCUUCCUUAUGGCUGAGGAUCGCGAAGACAGACGGCAACGAGUUCAUCAAGAAUUCGAAGAAAGACGACUUCAAGUCCUGCAGGAGUUGGAACGCUCAGCUGGGAUUCGAGAGACAGAGUUGAUCAACACCCUGGCACAGUUUAACCAAGGACUGCUCAGUGUAAUGGGGCAGCUAGUAUCCGUCAUGGCCAGCAACCACAGCCCUCAAUCGCCACCUUAAAACUUUUGAUUUCCAAAAUGGUUUUCUUUGGAUUGUUAUGCAGGACAAUUGUUGAAUGCGGUUACAUAUUUAUAACUAAAAUAUAAUAAUAAGCUCUUUUCAGUACACACUUUCCAGUGUGUUUUAUUUGUUGCAUUUAGAAGUAUUUGUAUCUUUAUAGCUACCAUACAUUUUUUGGUCUUUUUAUCAGGUACAGCUACCAUAGAUAUUACUUUGUAGAUAAACGAUUACUCACUGAUCAGA